Ectocarpus sp. CCAP 1310/34 is the source of this 2296-nucleotide messenger RNA. NCBI's taxonomy places the organism in Eukaryota, Phaeophyceae, Ectocarpales, Ectocarpaceae. The record is from the annotation of a GenBank genome assembly.
AUGGCGGAGGAGGCGGCAGCACCACCCGCAGACGCAGCGGCAGCACCACCCGCAGACGCAGCGGCAGCACCACCCGCAGACGCAGCGGCAGCACCACCCGCAGACGCAGCGGCAGCACCGCCGGCGGUCGCCGAGGGGGGGGGUGAGCCCGCAGUCGUCCCCUCAGAAGGCGGUACGACCUCUCAGCCCGCCGCUGGGGGAGGGGAGGGUGCAGCAGGGACACCUGCAGCAGCGACGAGCGGCGGGAGCGGCGGAGGGGAACCGGCGAACGACACCGCCUGGAAGCGAUCGAGCGGCGCCGCCGCCAAGGAUAACAUUGCACCAGCUCCGUCUUCGAACAUGCCGGUGAAGGAGCCGCUGGGGCCGGGGCCCUUCAGCCUUGAUGAUUUUGACGCGGGGGUAACACUGGGCACCGGCAGCUUUGGUCGGGUCCGCAUCGCGACGCACAAGACGACGCAGACGCCGUGGGCAAUAAAGAUCCUCAAGAAGGCCGAGAUCGUCCGGAUGCAGCAGGUGGAGCACAUGCUCAACGAGAAGGCUAUCCUCGGCAAGAUGAACCACCCGUUCAUCGUCAGGCUCGCGGGCACGUUCCAGGACGAGCGCAGCCUCUACAUGAUCCUCGAGUACGUCGUGGGCGGGGAGUUCUUCUCGCAUCUCAGGAGAGCGAACCGCUUCGAGAACCACGUCGGCCGCUUCUUCGCCGGACACGUGACCCUCAUGUUCGAGUACAUGCACAGCAUGGACGUCAUCUACCGGGACCUGAAGCCCGAGAACUUGCUGCUGGACCGAGAAGGGUACCUUAAGGUCACCGACUUCGGCUUUGCUAAGGUGGUGGCCUUCAAGACCUAUACCCUCUGCGGCACGCCCGAGUACAUCGCGCCGGAGGUUCUCCUCAACAAGGGGCACGGGAAGGGAGUGGACUGGUGGACCCUGGGAAUCUUACUUUACGAGAUGCUUGUCGGGCAGCCGCCCUUCGUCGACAAUGACCCGCUAAAGGUUUACCAGUUGAUCCUUGCGGGCAAGCUGGCCUUCCCGCGGUUCAUGGACAAGAACGCCAAGAGCCUGGUCAAGAAGCUCCUCGUGGCCGACCUCACCAAGCGAUUCGGCUGCGUGAAGGGAGGCGCGCAGGACAUCAAGUCCCACAAGUGGUUCACCGGCUUCGACUUCGAGGCGCUCCUCGCCCGGCAGCUUCCAGCACCCAUCGUGCCCGUGGUGUCGGGUGCAUUGGACACGUCCCAGUUCGACCCCUACCCGGACUCGGUUGAUCUGCCCGAUAUCCCCAAGUAUGACGGGGAAGACCCAUUCAACGGUUUCUAAGUAUUUGACGGGUGGACACCAACUUUGUAUUGUAAGUUGAUGGGAGAGGGAUUUUUCGGCAUCCGGGUUGUUUGUUUCUGGCGUGGUUUUUUCGUGCUGGAUGAUUGCUCUUGGUCUUCAUUCGGUCGGGCUUUCCGACACUCGUCCCCCCAAGUAAGACAGGGAUGAGACUCUCUCAUGUACUUGCCGGGGUUUCUGUCCACGCGUGUUUUAUUUAUUUUGUUGUGUAGGCGUUCGUUUUCUCGUGGGCUUUGUUUCGGCUGGCGCACUUUAGUUGUUUUGACUGGUCUGCUUGCUUCGUGUCUUGCGGACGGCCGGCUCCCGCGGGUAGGUGGACUUUGUAAGCGGACAAAAACGAACAGCCUUCUGAGCGAAUGGCCUCUUGUUAUUGCUAAUUCACAAUGAACUCGAUUAGAGAACAUGACGAUGUGGCUUUGGGUCUUCAUUUAAAAAUGUCUUUGCUGCUUGCUGGUGUGGUUCGCCUCCUAAUUUGAGUGAACGGCAGGGGACGGGAAGCGUGGGAGGGUGUUCGCGCAACAGGAGGCAUUUCCCCGAAGCGCGAAGUACUACCGUGGCCGAAGUAUUUUUCGCAGACCCUGGAAUUCUUGGCGUAUAGGUAGAGAGGGCAUUUUGCUUACGCACAUCGGGUGUCUGGUGUCUUACCAUGAUGGAUGUCCAUCUGCUUUUGCUUUCCUUCGAACUCGCCUGUCCCAGCUUAACCCGGCCGCGGGAAUCACACAUUCCAAUGUUAGCCCAAGCAUAAAUUGGAAGGAUGCUAGAAGGUACUGAGCAGAAUUCGGAACGAUUUUUUGUGUAGGUCAACCACAACCCAAGACCUUACGUUAUUCCUUCGGAGUGAUCGGAAAAAUCACUGAAAGACUGAACAUACACAGUGGUGGGGUUGGAAAAAUAAUUCGUUUUUGUGAAGUAUCGUGCUGCAACUGGUUAACUUGUUCGCUGUGCACGUGCCAUACAGACG